Adineta steineri is the source of this 429-nucleotide messenger RNA. The record is from the annotation of a GenBank genome assembly. NCBI's taxonomy places the organism in Eukaryota, Metazoa, Rotifera, Eurotatoria, Adinetida, Adinetidae.
AUGGGAUCUCAACCAUGGUGUACAAAAGUUUUCUCAGAUUUUCGUGAAACUUUCAGGGUUGAUAGAGCAUCUGAUUCUAAACUUUUUGUAAUUCAUGAAGAAAGUUUUCGAUCAGACAAUAGUAUUGAUGAACCAAAUUCACCAAUAUUACAACGAUCAAAAUCAAGUAUUGAUCAAGUAAAACAUACCGAACAAUGUAUUCAAACUGAAGUAACAUAUCCACUUGAUUCAACUGAUCUUCGACAAGGUUGUUUUCUCAUUGAUGAUGAUGAUGAUGAUGAUGAUGAUCGAAAUCAAUCGGAAUCAUCUCCAGCAGUAGUUUGCAUAAAAAAAGAAGAUGAUAUUAGAACUAAUAAACGAAAUGUUUCCAUUAAUCUCAAUCCAAUAUCUAUUGAUUGUAAAUUAGAAAUACCCAAACUUGAAAUUUAG